AUGAGUGAAUAUCCAAAUAAAGAUAGUAUACCAACAAAUGAAAAAGUACUAAAUGGAGAAGGUAGUAAUAACUUUUCAUCAACAGCAACACCACAAACAUCACAUUUUCAAACUAUAAAUCCUAUUAAUUCAUUGAAAUAUGAAAAUAAAGAAAAACAAACUGACUUUGUAUCAAAUGCUGAUAUUGAUGAGAAUUUAUCAAAUUUUGAACAAGAGAAGGUGCAAAGAGGUUUGAAGAGUAGACAUAUCUCAAUGAUUACUUUGGGAGGAACAAUUGGAACUGGUUUGUUCAUUAGUACUGGAAAUAUGAUUAGUACUUCAGGACCAAUACUAAGUUUGAUAUCCUUUGUAUUUUUUACAACCAUAGCUUGGAGUGUCACUGCUUCGCUUGGUGAAAUGGCUACGUAUGCGCCCCUUUCAUCUUCGUUUACACAAUUUGCUGCAAGAUGGAUAAGCAAGUCUAAUGCUUCUGCGUUAGGCUAUCUCUACUGGUUCUCCUGGCUGUUGACCUACGCGUUAGAGCUCUCAGUUGUUGGAGAAGUCAUUGAAUUUUGGACAGACGCAGUUCCUUUGGCAGCUUGGAUAUCAAUUUUUUUUGUUAUCAUUCCUAUUUUCAAUUUUUUCCCAGUUAAAUUUUAUGGAGAAUUUGAAUUUUGGAUAGCUUCAAUUAAAGUAAUCGCAGUUUUCGGAUGGAUUAUUUAUGCGCUUUGUAUGGUAUGUGGUGCUGGAAAGCAAGGUCCUGUUGGUUUCAGAUAUUGGAGGAACGGUUAUGGUUGGGGUCCCUCAGAUAUGGUUUCUGAUGUAGGAACAUCAAGAUUUUUAGGAUGGGUGUCAUCUUUAAUUAGUGCUGCUUUUACUUUUCAAGGAACAGAAUUAGUAGGUAUCACUGCUGGAGAAGCUGAUAAUCCAAGAAGAGCUGUGCCAAGUGCUAUCAGAAAGGUAUUGUUUAGAGUAUUAAUAUUUUAUGUUUUGAGUAUGUUCUUUAUGGGUUUGUUAGUUCCAUAUAAUGAUCCUAGAUUAAGUGGUGGAUCAUACACUUCAAAUUCACCAUUUAUUGUUGCCAUGAUUAAUUCUGGAACUAAUGUAUUACCUCAUAUUUUCAAUGCUGUUAUUUUAACUACUAUUAUAUCAGCUGCUAAUUCAAAUGUUUAUGUUGGUUCAAGAAUUCUUUAUGGUUUAGCUGAAGCAGGGGUAGGACCAAAAUUUUUUAUGAAAGUUAAUCGUGGAGGUGUACCUUUUAUAUCAGUUAUAAUAACAGCUGCUUUUGGUGCUUUGGGUUAUUUAGCAGUUUCAAAAAAUGGUCAAAAUGCUUUUAAUUGGUUAUUGAAUAUUACAGCAGCUGCAGGAUUAAUAUGUUGGGGUUUUAUUUCAGUAACACAUAUUAGAUUCAUAAAAGUUUUGAAAAGUAGAGGUAUUAGCAGAGAUUCAUUACCAUACAAAGCAUCGUUAAUGCCUUAUGCUGCUAUUUAUGCAUGUUUUUUUAUUUUUUUGAUUACACUUAUUCAAGGAUAUGCUUCAUUCGUCAAUAGUUUUAGUGUUACUGAUUUUUUUACUGCAUAUAUUUCAGUUAUUUUAUUCGUGGUAUUAUGGAUUGGCUUUCAAAUUUACUUUCAUGGGUUUAGUACUAAAUGGGGUGAUUAUUUGAUUCCAUUAGAUGAUUGUGAUAUUGAUACAGGAGUCAGAGAAAUUGAUGAAUUGGAAUAUGAAUAUAAACCACCAUCUAAUUUAUGGGAAAAAUUUUGGGAUUUUGUUGCGUAA
Messenger RNA from Lodderomyces jiufengensis, 1758 nucleotides. Its product is annotated as CAN1. NCBI's taxonomy places the organism in Eukaryota, Fungi, Ascomycota, Pichiomycetes, Serinales, Debaryomycetaceae. The coding region runs from base 1 to 1758 and encodes 585 amino acids. Gene Ontology annotation, molecular function: amino acid transmembrane transporter activity. Gene Ontology annotation, biological process: amino acid transmembrane transport. The record is from RefSeq and is a predicted model, not a curated record. Gene Ontology annotation, cellular component: membrane. The transcript has a single exon.